AGGGAUAUGUUUACGGGGGCACGGGCCACCCCAGGCCUCCGUGUAGAACCGCCACUGCAUAGCCUACAAAUAGAAGGUUUUAAAAUAACCUAGAAUGUUAACUCAUUGGCUUCGACAAGAUACUUUUGAUUAGCAAUGGCAUUAGAGAGUUUGCUUAUGGUUUGGAUUCUGACAUCAUCUGAAGCCUUCCUGCUACGGGGUCCUGCUGGUCCUCUGGUAGCCCAGCUGGGAGGUUCUGUUCUUCUGCCCUGUUCUGCUGAAACCCCCUUGCCUCUGGAGGAACUGGAGGUGGAGUGGAGAAGGACAGAUUCAGAAGCACUGGUGCACCUGUUCCAAGAGGGGGAAGUUAGACCAGAAUCACAGAGUUAUGACUAUAGUGGCAGGGCCCAUUUUCUCACAGAGGGGUUUGCUGCAGGAAAUUACUCUCUGCUGCUCACUAAUGUGACCCGUGCGGAUGGUAGAGAUUACAUCUGUAAAGUGUUUACAAAUCUGGACUCAAACGAAAUCACAGCUGAAAUCAAAGAUAUUGAGCGCCUUGUAGUUACUGGGACAGGUGUGGCCUCUGCCUAUGUUGGUGAUGAGGUCACUCUGAACUGCUCUGUGGACUCCCAUAUCCCUCCUGGGGAACUGGAUAACGUCACCUGGAAGAGGAAAGACCAGGAGAUGUUAGUGCUAGUUUUCAGAUAUGAUCAGAUUGUGCCAGUCUCUGCACAUGAACUUUAUCGAGACAGAGCGGACCUCUUCACUGCUGAAAUCCCCAAAGGAAACUUCUCCCUGAGACUCAAACACGUCAGGCCUGAGGACAAGGGAGAAUAUGUCUGUGAAGCCCACAGUGGUCAUCUGUCAGCCAGCACCAUUAUUGUCCUACAGGGACUGGGACCUCCACCUGUGCUGAUCUUGGCAUUAGUGUUGUGUGUCAUUGCUCUUCUGUUGGCUCUUGGGCUUGGGGUUCCUUCAUGUAUCCAUUUAGUAUCAAACGGUAAGGACAGAAUAUACACUCAGUACCACUCAGGCCACUUUGAGGGCACUUUUUUAGUUACACCUUUCUAGUGCUGGAUAGUCUUCAAACAGCCUGAAUUCUUUGUAAUAUGGAUAAAAUGAUGUCCUGAAAACAUUCCCUCUGUUGACCUGAUAUGAUAGCAUGACAGAUUUGUGGGCUCAACAUUCAUGCUGCAAAUCUCCCAUCUAUCCACUACAUCCUGAAGGUGCACCAUUGCAUUUAGAUCUGAUGACUGUGUAGGCGUUAGGAGUACACUGAGGACAUUGUCUUGUCCAUAGAAAAUUCUUGUGUGUACUGAUGCUGGGGCGAUGAACAGCCACACGUGCUGCUGGCCCUUGAGCCAGAGUUGCCAGUUGUGUAGGAGAUAAUGUUUAUGCCUCAAGUCCAUAGGUUGUGGGGUUUUAAGACAACCUUUAUUUUAAGUGUUUUCAGAUUAAACUGAAUUGACUGCCUUUAGCAUAUGAAUGUCCUGUCUCCAGCGAUUGAUUUCUCCUGAACUGCUUAUGAUAAAAUCCUCAAAGCUGUAGGUGAUGAUGUGUAAUUGCUGUAAGACCUGAUGCUGACAGAAGACAAAUUCUAACAGUAGUAAGGAGUACAGGGCCAAUAUGUAUGCUUAGAAUGUAAUCAUUUUAAACUGUAAAAAACUUUUCACUCUAAAGUUUUUUUUUAUUUCUUUCUCUAACUUGACUGUAUGUUUUUGUUGAGUUUGCAGAAACCCCCAAUGAAGAUGUAG
This is a messenger RNA of Clupea harengus (Atlantic herring), 1733 nucleotides long. Its product is annotated as CD276 antigen-like. NCBI's taxonomy places the organism in Eukaryota, Metazoa, Chordata, Actinopteri, Clupeiformes, Clupeidae. Gene Ontology annotation, cellular component: external side of plasma membrane. The transcript is spliced from 4 exons. Bases 136 to 1050 code for a protein of 304 amino acids. The record is from RefSeq and is a predicted model, not a curated record. Gene Ontology annotation, biological process: T cell costimulation; negative regulation of T cell proliferation; cellular response to lipopolysaccharide.